CUGCCUGGGGUAUGACACGUGGGCACAUCACACCUGCUCACUAACCAUGAAGGAGACAGACCGGGAGGCGGUAGCAACAGCAGUCCAGAGAGUUGCUGGGAUGCUCCAGCGCCCAGACCAGCUGGACAAAGUGGAGCAGUAUCGCCGAAGAGAAGCUCGGAAGAAGGCCUCUGUGGAGGCCAGACUAAAGGCUGCAAUCCAGUCACAGCUGGACGGGGUGCGUACGGGCCUAAGCCAGCUCCACAAUGCUCUCAAUGAUGUCAAAGACAUCCAGCAGUCACUGGCUGAUGUCAGCAAGGAUUGGAGGCAAAGCAUCAAUACCAUUGAGAGCCUCAAAGAUGUGAAGGAUGCCGUCGUUCAGCACAGCCAGCUGGCCGCAGCUGUGGAGAACCUCAAGAACAUCUUCUCAGUGCCUGAGAUUGUGAGGGAGACCCAGGACCUGAUCGAGCAAGGGGCUCUCCUGCAAGCACACCGGAAGCUGAUGGACUUGGAGUGCUCUCGGGAUGGACUGAUGUGUGAGCAGUACCGCAUGGACAGUGGGAACACUCGAGACAUGACCCUUAUCCACGGCUACUUCGGCAGCACACAGGGGCUCUCUGAUGAGCUGGCCAAGCAGCUGUGGAUGGUGCUGCAGAGGUCACUGGUCACUGUCCGCCGAGAUCCCACCUUGCUGGUCUCUGUGGUCAGGAUCAUUGAAAGGGAGGAAAAAAUUGACAGGCGUAUACUUGACCGAAAAAAACAAACUGGCUUUGUUCCUCCUGGGAGGCCCAAAAAUUGGAAAGAGAAAAUGUUUUCCAUCUUGGACAGAACCGUGACAACUAGAAUCGAGGGCACACAGGCAGAUACCAGGGAGUCUGACAAGAUGUGGCUUGUGCGCCACCUGGAAAUCAUAAGGAAGUAUGUCCUGGAUGACCUCAUCAUUGCCAAAAACCUGAUGGUUCAGUGCUUCCCUCCACAUUACGAGAUCUUUAAAAACCUCCUGAGCAUGUACCACCAGGCCCUGAGCACAAGAAUGCAGGACCUAGCAUCAGAGGACCUGGAGGCCAACGAGAUCGUGAGCUUACUGACAUGGGUCUUGAACACGUACACGAGUGUGGAGAUGAUGGGGAACAUGGAACUGGCCCCAGAAGUAGACGUCAAUGCCCUGGAGCCUUUACUCUCUCCUAGCGUGGUCUCUGAGCUGCUCGACACGUACAUGUCCACGCUCACUUCCAAUAUUAUUGCCUGGCUGCGGAAAGCACUGGAAACGGAUAAGAAGGACUGGAGCAAAGAAACGGAGCCGGAAGGCGACCAGGAUGGGUACUACCAGACAACGCUGCCUGCCAUUGUCUUCCAGAUGUUUGAACAGAAUCUGCAAGUUGCUGCUCAGAUAAGUGAAGAUUUGAAAUCAAAGGUACUGGUUUUGUGUCUUCAGCAAAUGAAUUCUUUUCUAAGUAGGUACAGAGACGAGGCCCAGCUGUACAAAGAGGAGCACCUGCGGAACCGGCAGCACCCGCACUGCUACGUGCAGUACAUGAUCGCCAUCAUCAAUAACUGCCAGACCUUUAAAGAAUCAAUCAUCAGUUUGAAGAAGAAGUACUUAAAAAAUGAAGCAGAGGAAGGCAUGUGUCUGAGCCAGCCAAGUAUGGAUGGGAUUCUAGACACCAUUGCCAAGGAAGGCUGCAGCAGCCUGCUGGAGGAGGUCUUCUUGGACCUAGAGCAACAUCUGAACGAACUAAUGACAAAGAAGUGGCUGAUAGGGUCAAAUGCUGUGGACACCAUCUGUGUCACUGUGGAAGACUAUUUCAAUGAUUUUGCCAAAAUUAAAAGGCCGUAUAAAAAGAGGAUGACGGCCGAGGCGCACCGGCGCGUGGUAGUGGAGUACCUACGGGCUGUCAUGCAGAAGCGCAUCUCUUUCCGGAGCCCUGAGGAGCGCAAGGAAGGUGCUGAGAAGAUGGUCCGGGAGGCAGAGCAGCUGCGCUUCCUGUUCCGGAAGCUGGCAUCUGGGUUUGGCGAAGACGUGGAUGGGUACUGUGACACGAUUGUCGCUGUGGCAGAGGUUAUUAAGCUAACAGACCCUUCCCUACUCUACCUAGAGGUUUCAACUCUGGUCAGCAAAUAUCCAGACAUCAGGGAUGACCACAUCGGCGCCCUGCUAGCCAUGCGCGGGGAUGCCAGCCGGGACAUGAAGCAGACCAUCAUCGAGUCCCUGGACCAGGGCCCCACGCCGGCGAACCCCGACUACGCGCCCCUCUUCAGGGAGAUUGUUGUGCCCAGUCUGAAUGUGGCGAAGCUCCUCAAGUAGCCAGCCAUCUGCUCGUGUGUGGUCCUCUGUGGCUUCAUGUCCCUGCUUUCAGAAGUGUAUUAAAGUGGAUGUCCCUCUCCAGGGCCACCUUUGGUAGUCUUAGCUACAACCUGCCUGUCCUUUCAGGUGCCCAAGUGUGUGUGGGUGAGGGCCGUGGGGUGGCUUCUGGGUGCCUGAUUCUGUGGAUUUUCCACCCUCCUGUAAGCGUGCUUCGUGAGGACAUCUUUGUGGAAAGCCUCUCAGUCACUUGUGGGAAAUGGGUGUCCCUUACUUCCAUCAUGGGCCUUGAUCUGCCCAGCACACACACGCAGGACCUUUGCCACCUGAUGAAAAGAAGCAAAAGCCAGGUGGUUUCGGCCUAGUGAUGACAUUCCAUUCUCAGAAGCUGCUGUCGCUGGGCCCAGUUCCACCCUGGCUUUUCUGACUGCCCCUAGGCCAGCACCUUGGUCCAUAUCAGAGAGGAACAGCUCACCUGCUGGAUGCAGGGAGCCUACCCAGGUGAACAGAGCCCCACAGGGUAGUGCCAGCUGUGUCAGACACCAGGAUGAGCAGCGCCAGGAGCAUGUCAGUAGAAAUGGAUAUGAAAUGAAUAUUGGGAAUAUGUUUCAAGAUGUGUAUGUCAUGCUUAUUUGUGAUGCACAAUACCUAAAAUAAUUCUUCUCUAACUUAGCCUUGCCUCUAUAGCAUCUGCCUUCAAUGGUAGCAUCAUUUUUCAUUUAUCUUUAACUUUUUUUGUUGUUUUCGGUGGUGCUGUGGAUUAAACCUAGGGCAUCGUGCAUGCUAGGCAAGUGCUCUACCAUGGACCUACAUCUCCAGCCCUUUUGAGACAAAAUUGCCCAGACUGGCCUUGAUCUUGCAGUCUUGCCUGCCUCAGCCUCCUGAGUAAUGAGAACUACAGGUGUGCGCUACCAUGUCCUGCUCAGUAAUCUUUAAGCUGCUUAAGAGAAUGGCACCCAGAAUGAGCAGUGACCCCUGGGUCCUUGUAGACUCUGCAUGCCUGUUCAACAGAGCAGUGCUGCAGCUCCAUGAGAGGAAAGACAUAGCUGGUGUCCCUUUGCCCUGGCUCCCUGUGCACACAAAGGGUCACCCCGUCCUCUGGAUCCCAAGUAGGUGAGAGGUGGAGAGAGUGGCAGGACAGAUGCUGCGGGACAUCUUCCACGGGCGGUGUGGGCUGCAUACCAUGUGGCCACUUAGCAUGUGUGGAUGAGUGUCACGUUUUCUCUCCCUCUUUGAGAUGGCAGAGUUGAUGUUCUUCUUUUAUUUCAUCCUCACAAGCUAAGGAAAAUUCACUAAUAGGCUUUUGUCUCAGACUGGAAUUAAGUGCAAAUUGGAGAGUGAUCCAGGAGUCUCAGAAGAGACAGAGCCACCCGGGUGACAUCCAGCUGCUGCUUGUUUGUCCUCUCUGUCAGCCUGCAGUGGGUGUGACUUGAGGGAUCUGGAACCCACCAUGCCAGCCAUCAUUAGUUACUGUACAGUACAAACCUCCUUGCAGGAGACCUCAGGAAGGAGGGCCCAGUGUGGACAUCCAGGUGACAGCAGCGUUCCCUGUGGCUUCUGCUCCUGUGUGCUCUGUUGUAGGCCAUGGUCACUGUGGGCCCAUGAGGACUGAGUGCUGGCUCUGGCCAGACUGGAGCACAUUUGGAGGCAAGAUGUGCUGGCAGCCGUGGGAAGGGCACUGUCUACUUCCUGGCAGAGCCCUGGGCUAGGUCACCUCCGAGCUGCUCAGGAGGGGGCACUGCUGUGCAGGCCUGGGCAGGCCCAUCCCACAAGGAAGGCUGGAGUUUGCUUCCUGCACAGCAUGGCCAGGCAGCUGCUGCCGGAGAAGCCAUGUAAAGGGUUCUUGUCCAGAAGCCUGGUCUGGAAGCAUUGUAGCCCUUGCUGCCUGCAGCCCCCAGUUCCAUGGCUCAGUUCCUCCUCCCUAGGCCAGCAGAAGAGUUCCUUGGUCUCAGUCCCAUCCAGUGAGUUCCAGAGAAUGUGGAGAAAGGGACCCCAGUGUCCCUGCCCUCCAUCCUUCCUCUGCUGACACAGUUCUCAAUGGUGGGUAAGGUGCCUCCCCAUGGCUGCCCUACGUGGACUGGACCGGCAGACAGAGCCAAAGGGAGGUGGAGAAACAGCUACCACUACUCACCACUUCUCCGUAGGCCAAAUCGCACCCCCCACCCUGAAAAGAGGCCUGAGAUCUUAACCUCUGGACCUUAUUCAGAAAUGGGAUCAGAGCAGGUAUGACUGCAGCAUGUGGGGACACAGUGGGAGGGGAUGCAGGUCAUAGAGAGAGUUAGAGGGAAGUGUCUGAGAUGCCUGAGAUGCCAGCAGCCAGUGGAGCUGGAAGAGACCAGAGGAUCGCUCUCAUCCCCGGGCCUCCGGGACGACUGACCUUGUGAGCCUCCUACUGGGGUUGUUACAUUCUGGUUCAUUGCUUUGAGAUGACUGUGAAUUCACUAGUUAGACUCCUCUUAUGAACAGUUUGGGGACUCUGAUGUGCAAUUUUAACAUAAGCAUUGUAAACAAUAAUUUCUGCCACGUAGACCUAACUUCUGACCUGUUGGAGGUUCCACCGGCACAGAGAGGCAGCUCAGAGCCCCUGGCUACCCCACAUCCUCAUCUCGACCUGCCAAGGCCCCCUUAUCUAUCUGGAUGCAGGCUUGGUGGGUGCUGCCCUACCACCCAUCCUGGUCACUGCCCAGCUCGCUCCAAGGUAGCGCUGACCUUUCUCCAUCUGUACCAGUGGCACCCACUGUGCCCAGCACGUCACAGCUGUGCCCGGUGACUUCCUCACGGACGGCGUGGGACACGUUUGUGUCAACGUGGAAUACGUUUGUGUCAACGUUAAGUUCAGUACAGAGUGACGCCUGCCUACAGGAGACUGAUCCUUAUAUCUUGGGUUUCUCAUUUACAAAGUUUUCAUCCAAAAUGCCUUGAAAUGUUUUAACAGAAUUGGUCAAUUGGACCUGGGAUGUAGCUCAGCAGCACAGCACCGGCCUGGUAAGUGGGAGGCCCUGAGUUCAAUUCCCAAU
This is a messenger RNA of Heterocephalus glaber (naked mole-rat), 5298 nucleotides long. Lineage: Eukaryota; Metazoa; Chordata; Mammalia; Rodentia; Bathyergidae. The record is from RefSeq and is a predicted model, not a curated record.